AUGCCGCUGAUAAAGAACAUGCUUCAUAGGAAGCAGGAAAAGGACGAUCAACAACCUACUCAGGCUGAGACGCCUGAAUUUCGCAUCAUCCGCACAGAUACACAUACCGAAGAAUCGAUCGAAGUUCCUCCAUUCCAGUCGAUCGAAAGCGGCCCCGCGUCCCCUCGCAAGUCGUUUGGCCUCUUCCGCCGUUCCCUAGACGUAUCGUCCAGCAGGCGCAGCAGCCAGGAUUCACACUCGCCCCGAGAAAGUCGGCUGUCGCGACUACAUAUUGGCCAUCGGUCAAGAUCUGGGAGCUCCUCGUCCACUAAUUUGCCAGAGAACCUGCCCGAGAUCGAAAAUGAUAUUGAAGAUGAGCAUGAAAGGGAGGCACAGUGGGAAAAGCGGGCUACGGUUUUGGUGCAAAAUCGAUCACAAUCUGCGCUGUCGCCUGGGCUGAAGGAAGGAAGAUCGAGGAGUCCAAGUGUUGGGAGGGUGAAUGAUCCCGAGGGAGAUGAAAAUAUACAAGAGGCAAUUCGACUACACGAAGAAGGACAAAAGUCAACACAUAUUUUUGGCAAGCUGGCAGAUCCCCACGGCCAAAACAACGCUUUAAGUCAGGUUCUCUUCGGCCUCGCCUUAAGACACGGCUGGGGCUGCGAACCUAACGCCGAAAUGGCAGUCCAAUACCUUAGCGCGGCAGCUUCGAACUCCGCCUCGAUUGAAGAAGAGGCUCUUCGUGCAGGCAUGAAGAAAGGUGGAGCUGCCAAGGGUGAACUGGUGCUUGCUAUCUAUGAGCUGGCAAAUUGCUACCGCAACGGAUGGGGUGUGGCCAAGGAUCCCGCUGCGGCGAGACAAUACUAUGAGACAGCCGCCAACCUGGGAGAUACAGAUGCCAUGAAUGAGGCCGGUUGGUGUUACCUUGAAGGAUUUGGUGGGAAGAAAGAUAAGUUUACUGCUGCAAAAUAUUAUAGGCUUGCUGAGGAGAAUGGUAAUAAGACACUCGGUAACUCCUGGAUCUGGAAGGACAAAUAUAAACCGAAAUGA
Molecule: messenger RNA, 1026 nt
Organism: Arthroderma uncinatum
Lineage: Eukaryota; Fungi; Ascomycota; Eurotiomycetes; Onygenales; Arthrodermataceae
Exons: 6
Coding region: 1-1026 (341 amino acids)
Molecular function (GO): protein binding
Source: RefSeq, a predicted model, not a curated record